This is a messenger RNA of Schistosoma guineensis, 2692 nucleotides long. The record is from the annotation of a GenBank genome assembly. Lineage: Eukaryota; Metazoa; Platyhelminthes; Trematoda; Strigeidida; Schistosomatidae.
GUGUCCUUGUGCUGAAACGACACAAUGAAUUUGUAAACUACUGUUACUUGAUAAUGUUGUCCACUAGAUAUAAGGAGUCCUCUAAAUCCAUCGGUCAAUUUUCUGUGGAUUCACAUGGACCCAAAAUAACCAAAUCAUGGAGUUUACGGGAUAGUUUUUUUGGUUUGAGACGUGGUCGAGGGUCGAUUUCGGAAACUCAUGGAUGGCAGUAUAUUGCCCCAAAGCUGUAUCAGUUAGAAGAUCAGUUUCAUCAUCCAGCUUCAAAAUGUGAUGUUUGGCGUUCUCUUUGUCCUCAAGAGUUACCUAAUGCAGCUGUUUAUCCCUUAAUACCUGUUUACAGUUUGUCUAAUAAAGUCUUUGCUUCCUCUACAGGCCCCAAAAAGGGCUUGUUAGCGGUGAAAAAGUGGCAUGGGUCAAAGGACAGCCACAAUGUCUACCAUUCCAACUACUGGAAGACAAUAGAGAAUCGAAAAGCACAUGGGAUAUCUGUUUCUCUAUACGAGAAAAAUAUAUUUACUGGAAAACCAAAUGGUGGUCCCAUUGCUGAUGCAUUCGUUGUACGAGCUCGACAUGAUUCUGCCUAUUUAGCUGUGGCAGAUGGUGUAAAUUGGGGCAACGAAUCAAUGAAAGCUGCUAGAUCAGCGAUUUCAGCUAUUUACACCUAUUUAGAAUCUCAUUUAUUUGGUUGUAUGAAAGAGAAACACAACGUAAAAGACACAAGAGAUGCGGCCCAAUUAUUAUUUGAGGCUUUUUCUUUUGCUCAAGAGGAAAUUGUUUCCAUUACCACUGGUCUUACUACUCUUUGUGUUGCAUUAAUUUUACCGGUACUAACAACUACAACCUAUGAAUCACAUGGAUUAACAAAUGAACAAACUUCAGCAUAUGGCAAAGCUCAAUUUUCUGUUAUAAUAGCAAGCGUUGGUGAUUGUCAAGCAUUUCUUUUAAGUAAAUUCCAUGGUAUACGUGAAAUAACCGGUUGGAUAAGAACCUCUGUCUUGUCAUCUGAUAAUUUAUCAACACAAUCAAAUGAACAAAAUAAAUUAGAGAAAAUACUUGGACCACCUGUACGGGAUUUUCGAGAUACUGGUGGUGCAUUGGGUGCUGUGUAUAAAAAUGGCAAUCCAGAAUUAAACAAUCUUAUAUGUGCUGUAACACUUUGUGAUCCAGGUGAUAUAGUUCUGCUUGGAUCAGAUGGACUAAUCGACAAUUUCGAUCCAGUUAUUACACAACUAGCUGUUCCUGAAUCACCGCAUUUAGAUUUUGUUGAUGAAGAUGAUGAACACGAAGGACAAGGUGGUGAGGAGGAAAGCUCAUCCAUCGAUGAUAUAGGUAUUCAUGAAGUAAACAAUAACAACAAAAAUUCUGUCAAAAGUACUUCAUCUUUAUCUUCAGAUUCUUUAAGGUGUAAUUUUAAUAAAUCGCCAACUUCACCAUUAUCUCGCCCAUCCAAAUCAUUGCUACAUAAUUCUCCUUUAACCCCACCACCUCGAGUAAAUAUUUGGCCACCCCCCCCACCCCCACCAAGUGAUCCAACAAAAUUAACUUAUACACCCGUUACAAAUAUAAAUACUACUAACAGUAAUAAUAAUAACAAUAAUACUAAUGAUAACGAUGAAACUGAGACAAUUUAUGCACAUCAAAUUAACUUCACCAAUCAACUUGAAUUAAACUGGUAUGAACGUAGAAAAUAUGCAGCGAAAGAAUUAGAACGUGUGUGGCAUGAAUUAGAUAUUAGUACAGAGAAUGCUAGUAGUAAAAAAGGCACUUUUAGUUCCAAAGAUUUAUGCGAAGCACUAAUUAAUCAUGCAUACAGAAUUACAACAAAACGACGUGAAUGGUUAGAGAAUCCGGAUUAUGCACAUUUAAGACAAAAUCAAAAUGUAGUACAAAACAAUAAUGAUAAUAAUAAUAAUAACAAUAAUAAUAAUAAACACUUUGAUAAUACUUAUUCAACUGAUUCACAAAGAAAAUGGUUUAAUGAUAUGCUUAGACGUAUGCCUGGUAAAUUAGAUCAUGCAACUGUAGUUGCCUAUGAAGUUGGAGUUUAUCGUGGUAAUGAAAAUGAAGUAUAUGAAGAGACAGCUCAUCGGUUUCUUGCCGCAAAUAAUUCGAACUCUCCAACUAAUCACUCAAUUAUAACACAUUCAGAGCCAUAAUAAUAAUAAUAAUAAAGUAACUUAAGAAAAAGCACACUAUACUUGUAUAUGCAAUAAGUGAUCUUAGAUAUCAGGUAUUCCCAUUUCCAUUUAUUCAUUAUUUGUUUUUUUUAAUAUUUUUAAAGAUGGUUCUUACUUUCUUUUUUGUAUAGAUAUAUAUAUAUUUUUUCGGUGUUGUUGUUUAUCUUCUCAUCAUAAAAAUAGGUUACCAUAUUAAAAGGUUGUUAUUAUUUUUUACCAAAUUAUGAGUAUUUAUAUCAUUAGUAGCUUUUAUUUAUAAACAUGAAUAAGAUCAUACUACAUAAUAUAGACACAAAUACAUGUAUAUCAUACCUUCAUUCAAUGUCUCAAUCCCAACAUAAAUCAAUGUUUUUUUUCUGUAACUACGCUUAUAUAACCAGUCUACAUAUUUCUCUUCACAAAAAGGAUGAAUAUUUAUUUAAAUAAGGAUCUUUUCUUAUGUUAUUUUUGUUAUGUACAGUACAUUGUAAGCUUUUAUGCUGAAUAUUUAAAAAAAAUGAAUGAAUGAAUGAACG